Messenger RNA from Acanthosepion pharaonis, 3105 nucleotides. Lineage: Eukaryota; Metazoa; Mollusca; Cephalopoda; Sepiida; Sepiidae. The record is from the annotation of a GenBank genome assembly.
AUGUUUACAAGUGCAGCUUUGAGGUUUUUUGGUUUUUUUUUUUCCAAUAAGGCACCUUCAUUCCACCGAAUUGCUUCACCUACCUUUUUUAACUUCUUUUUUUUUUUUUUUUUUCUUCUUUCUUUUUUUCUUUUUCAUUCUUUUUUUUUUUUUUCUUUCUUUCUUUUUUUUUCUUUCUUCAUUCUUUUCUUUUUUUCUUUUCAUUCUUUUCUUUUUUCUUUUCAUUCUUUUCUUUCUUUCUUCUUCUUUCUUUUCUUUCUUUUCUUUUUCUUUUUCUUUCUGUCUUCUUUUCUUUCUUUCUGUCUUCUUUUCUUUCUCUUUCUUUCUGUCUUCUUUUCUUUCUCUUUCUUUCUUUCUGUCUUCUUUUCUUUCUCUUUCUUUUCUUUCUGUCUUCUUUUUUUCUUUCUCUUUUCUUUCUGUCUUCUUUUUCUUUCUUUCUUUCUUUUCUUUCUUCUUUUUUCUUUCUUUUCUUUCUUUUUCUUUCUGUCUUCUUUUCUUUCUUUUCUUUCUUUUCUUUCUUUCUUUUUCUCUUUUCUUUUCUUUCUUUUCUUUUCUGUCUUCUUUUCUUUCUCUUUCUUUCUGUCUUUCUUUCUCUUUCUUUCUGUCUUCUUUUCUUUCUCUUUCUUUCUUUCUUCUUUCUUUCUUUCUUCUUCUUUCUUCUUUCUUUUCUCUUUCUUUCUUUCUGUCUUCUUUUCUUUCUUUCUCUUUCUUUCUUCUUUUCUUUCUUUCUCUUUCUUUCAGUCUUCUUUUCUUUCUUUCUCUUUCUUUCAGUCUUCUUUUCUUUCUUUCUCUUUCUUUCAGUCUUCUUUUCUUUCUUUCUCUUUCUUUCAGUCUUCUUUUCUUUCUUUCUCUUUCUUUCAGUCUUCUUUUCUUUUAGUCUUCUUUCUCUCUCUUUCUGUCUUCUUUCUCUUUCUUUCAGUCUUCUUUUCUUUCUUUCUUUCUUUCUCUUUCUUUCUCUUUCUUUCUUCUUUUCUUUCUUUCUCUUUCUUUUCAGUCUUCUUUUCUUUCUUCUCUUUCUUUCAGUCUUCUUUUCUUUCUUUCUUUCUUUCUCUUUCUUCUUUUUCUUUCUUUUCUUUCUUUCUUUCUUUCUCUUUCAGUUUUUUUCUUUCUUUCUUUUUUCAGUCUUCUUUUCUUUUUCUUUCUUUUUCUUUCUUUCUUUUCUUUCUUUUCUUUCAGUUUCUUUCUUUCUUUCUUUUCUUUCUUUCUUUCUUUUCUUUUCUUUCUUUUCUUUCUUUCUUUUCUUUCUUUUCUUUUCUUUCUUUCUUUCUUUCUUUCUCUUUCUUUCAGUCUUUUCUUUUUUUUUCUUUCUUUUCUUUCUUUCAGUCUUCUUUUCUUUCUUUCUCUUUCUUUCUCUUCUUUUCUUUCUUUUCUUUCUCUUUCAGUCUUCUUUUUUUUCUUUCUUCUUCUCUUCUUCUUUCUUUUCAGUCUUCUUUUCUUUCUUUCUUUCUUUCUUUUCUUUUUUCUUUUCUUUCAGUCUUCUUUUCUUUUUUCUUUUCUUCUUUCUUUCUUUUCUUUUCUUUUCUUUUAGUCUUUUCUUUUCUUUCUUUUCUUCUUUUCUUCUUUCUCUUUCUUUUCGUCUUUCUUUCUUUCUUUUUCUUUUCUUUCUUUUCUCUUUUCUUUCUUCUUUUCUUUCUUUUUCUUUCUUUCUGUCUUCUUUUCUUUUUUUUUCUUUUUUUCUUUUUCUUUCUUUUUUUUCUUUCUUUCUCUUUCUUUUUCUUUCCUUCUUUCUUUUUCUUUUCUUUCUUUCUUCUUUUCUUCUUUCUUUCUUUCUUUUCUUUCUUCUCUUUUCUUUCUUUCUUUCUUCUUUCUUUCUUUCUUUUCUGUCUUCUUUCUUUCUUUCUCUUUCUGUCUUCUUUUCUUUCUUUCUUUUCUGUCUUCUUUUCUUUCUUUUCUCUUUUUUUCUUUCUCUUUCUUUUCUUUUCUUUCUUUCUUCUUUUCUUUCUCUCUUUUUUUCUUUCUCUUUCUUUUUUCUGUCUUUUCUUUUUCUUUCUUGUCUUCUUUCUUUCUGUCUUUUUUUCUUUCUCUUUCUUUUUUUUUCUUUCUUCUUUCUUUCUUUUUUCUUUUCUUUCUCCCUUUUUCUGUCUUCUUUUCUUUCUGUCUUUUUUCUCUUUCUUUUUUCUUUUUCUUUUCUUUCUUCUUUUCUCUUCUGUCUUCUUUCUCUUUCUGUCUUCUUUUCUUUCUGUCUUCUUUUCUUUCUGUCUUCUUUUCUUUCUGUUUCUUUUCUUUCUGUCUUCUUUCUCUUUCUUUCUGUCUUCUUUUCUUUCUGUCUUCUUUUCUUUCUGUCUUCUUUUCUUUCUGUCUUCUUUUCUUUCUGUCUUCUUUUCUUUCUGUCUUCUUUUCUUUCUGUCUUCUUUUCUUUCUGUCUUCUUUUCUUUCUUUCUCUUUCUUUCUGUCUUCUUUUCUUUCUUUCUCUUUCUUUCUGUCUUCUUUUCUUUCUUUCUCUUUCUUUCUGUCUUCUUUUCUUUCUUUCUCUUUCUUUCUGUCUUCUUUUCUUUCUUUCUCUUUCUUUCUGUCUUCUUUUCUUUCUCUUUCUUUCUGUCUUCUUUUCUUUCUCUUUCUUUCUGUCUUCUUUUCUUUCUCUUUCUUUCUGUCUUCUUUUCUUUCUUUCUCUUUCUUUCUGUCUUCUUUUCUUUCUUUCUCUUUCUUUCUGUCUUCUUUUCUUUCUUUCUCUUUUAUUUAUUUUUUUUUUUUUUUCAUCAGUUUGACACCCAGAAAAUCUCAUGUAAAAAUGUCAGUGUUCAGCGUGGUUUAAGGAAACAUUUGUUACUGGCUCCAAGCGAGGUUGCUGGCUGGGGUAUUUUCCUAAAGGUAUCAGCAGAGAAAAAUGAGUUCAUAUCUGAGUAUUGCGGAGAAAUCAUCUCCCAGGAUGAAGCAGACAGACGUGGCAAAGUAUAUGACAAGUACAUGUGCAGCUUUCUCUUCAACUUGAAUAAUGAUUUUGUUGUUGAUGCAACAAGGAAAGGAAAUAAGAUCCGCUUUGCAAACCACUCAAUCAACCCUAACUGCUACGCCAAAGUCAUGAUGGUCAAUGGGGACCAUCGUAUUGGUAUAUUUGCCAAAAGACCUAUUCAGGCUGGAGAGGAGCUAUUUUUUGACUACAGGUAA